This is a messenger RNA of Ectocarpus sp. CCAP 1310/34, 1279 nucleotides long. NCBI's taxonomy places the organism in Eukaryota, Phaeophyceae, Ectocarpales, Ectocarpaceae. The record is from the annotation of a GenBank genome assembly.
GGGUUGUGUUUUGGACAUGUGCGGAGGACCUGAAGACGCGGUGGCACUGGGCUUUGGGGGCACGUGUGAAGUUAUCACGAACGACUUGAGCUUGAGGGUAUCGCCAGGUUCCUACCUGGACGCGAGCCUGCUUUCUUUUCCGGGUGAUUUUCUCAAAGCCCACUCCGGAAAGCAACCUAAAGUAACCGGGUCGUCACGAGCCCUCCGUACAAGGGUGCUGUGGGGUUUGUCAAGGCGACUUUGGCGGUAGCGGCGAAAGGCGUGGCGCUUAAAUUGCCGCUAUCCUUCCUGGAGCCCUGUGCCGACCGGGGUAGCUGGCUUGUAGAUAGUCCCCCGGUUAUGUGCGUUUUUUUGCGGAGAGCUAAGUACACACAUGCUCACCAUGUGAAGGUCGGAGAAUUUUGGGGCGUGUGGUACACCGAUGGAGGCUGCGGCAAGAGCGGGGGCUCGAGGCUUGUGUUCUGCCCUGAGUAGAGGGUGCUUAUAGGAGGACCUCCGGGCUACCUGACGUUCAAAGAAUGUUGUUUGUCGGUGGCGUUGAUUGAGUGCAGAAUGGUCUAUAUCUGCGUGUUCCACGAAGGGUGCUAAUUUUCGCGCUCCAUGAAACAAGUUCCAAAAAGUAGACUCAAAACCGCCCGCGGUUCAGUCACCACAUGGACUUUUGCGGGUUGAAUGUUGAUGUGGAAGUGCAUCGCAGCUUCGCCUACACAGGUACACCCUGCAGGUAGUUGAGUGUACAGCAGUUCUGAUUCUGCAGGUGCCGAAUGAUACGAUGCAAGAUAGAGUACGAGUGUUCCAUGUACCCGCUGUUGACGUUGGCGGGUAGGUGCACGCCGUGAGCAAGAGGUGUACGAAAACACGGUACUCAUCCUCGACUUCACAUGCAUCGAUGUAGACCAUUUGCGACACCUCCGAUAUUCCGCUCGAAACACCUACAACAUUGCAUUUUUUUUUUUUCAUCACACGUUACACAGACCUUUCAUUUGUCCCCUCCCCGCACGAGUCAACAACCAUUCCGCCGGGCGAUACAAUCAACUGCUCUCGGCCACUGGCCCAAUCCAUCUGGUCGCGCUGCUGCUCGUACUCUGCAACGUCAUCCUCCUGAAAUCCACCAAUGGUCAUGCCCCCGCCCAAACCGCCGACACCAGGCAAAACGUCACCCUCAUCACUGGAUUGAUCGUCGUCGCUCUCUUCUUCAGAUGAUUCCCCCCCACCUCUAUCGAAUAGCAUGACUCUAUCAUCGGCCGCUUCUACGCAGCAAGCGCGUUUACAUUUGCAC